UUAUCCCUAGCAUUUUAGCGGCGCGUAGUUUUGUUUGUUAAGGUUAUAUGGUUUGUAAUUCAACGGAAUAUCGUCGUUCCUUUACAACAAGGUGACUCUAAAAUGGACUUCGACACCGCUAAGGAAAACAUACAACCGUUAGCUAGCGGUCGCAACGUUAGCCUGCUGCAGGCCUCACUUAGCCUGGACUCCGCGCAGGGCCAGGAGCUACUUGCGCAGCGCAGCAAGUUAAAGAAGGAAGUGGAGAAUUAUGCUGGCGAGGAUCCCCUGGAGCCAUGGCACGCAUACAUCUGCUGGAUCGAACAGAGCUAUCCGGCUGGUGGCAGCGAAUCUAAAUUGCAGGCGGUUUUGAAAGACUGCCUUACAAAAUUCGAGAAGGACGUUCGUUACCAGCAGGACAGGCGCUUCAUCAAGCUGUUUAUUAAGUUUGCGCAGGAGCAGAAGAACCCGAUUGAGUUGUACCAGGAAAUGUAUAGUCGCGGAACUGGCACGAUGCUGGCGGAUUUCUACAUCGCCUGGGCGUAUUGUUGCGACUUGAGCGGCAACAUGCACAAGGCCGAUGAGAUCUUUCGCCUGGGUCUCCAGUGCCGGGCCCAGCCGCUCGAGGAGCUACGGGAGGCGCACCAGCACUUCGGGUAUACGGUGGGCCAGCGCAUGCUGUACACCGACGGCGAGCAAGCGGAUGCAGUCAACCAGGAGCUAAACGAGCGUAGGCUGGCCUUGCAGUCAUUGCAGGGACGCCGCCAAAGGGGCUCAAACACAAUUACGGUAGGGAGCGUGCGUACCGGAGCUGCAGUAAAGAGCGAAUUUCCGGGUGUGGUGCAGAUGGGUGGCCCAAGCACCAGCCGCAGACAAAAUGCUGAUCGUAACGUGGAGGUUUUCAAGGAUGAAAACGGCGCAAUGCUGGCUGUGCCUACGCAAGAGGGGAAGACAAGCCAUACUUCAAUCGUCGAAGCAGCUCGCGGGAUAGAGAACCUCAAGGAGUCAAUGCCUUGGAACAAGGCUCACGCUAAGACACACAAGCACGGCAAAAUCUUCUCCGGCGACUCCUCACCUGACCUGGGCUUCGAUAUACAUGUCGAUGAGUAUGCGUUUCCACCCAUCACCAACUAUGAACGACACUUUGAAAAGCCCUUUCGUACUCCUCCCAACUUUGUGGCCAAGAACAAGCCAUUGGAGACAUGGGUAACGCCAGUAACAAUUGAGCAGGAGCCAGAAGCAAAUGCACUUCCGUGUUAUAAUAAAGCAAUGCUAUACCCGCGACCCAAUCUAGAAUUUUCUCCCGAGGAGUACCGAGCCUACAUUAAUUUAAAACGACGUGAGCCACAGCAUCCGUCGGUCAUUCGUAACGAUCCGUGGUGGGGCACUGGCGGCGAGCUCAGAGGAAUACGCUGCUAUCCAAACUUUGCCACCGCUUCCAAACCGCAACCGACAGACGAGCUGGUCAAGUAUUUUAAACCACCAAGUAUGCCUGAAAUUCAAGUCGAUUUUGACCAGCUUUACAACGACGAAGAGCAAACAGAAUACCAACAAGAGGAGUUGUUGGCAGCCAAGUGGCGGCAGAAACGUAAUCUUACAGUUAUUGGCGACUUUGAUAUGGAUGAGACCGCAUGUCUGCCCGGUAAUGAAAUGCCUCGCCGCAAAAGUUUCUUUCCAUUUUCCUCCAGAAAGUCAAUCAUGCCGCGUAGAGAAGAUCGCGUGGAGGUUACGGAACAAGUAGCUUCAGGAGACGAUACUCCAGCAACGUCUUCUGCUGUUUUACGUCAAUCCACUGUUUUAUCUCAACCGCUUGUUAUGAACGAGCAGCCUAAGGUGCCGCCAACGUUAAAAAUAUUUCAGGAUCCCGUUUCAACUGCAGAAGUCAACUUUGCUAUGCCAGAACCGCCUCUACGUAGCAUAGAGAUUUAUCAAGACCCGGAUGAGCCAGAAUCUGCCCCUAUAACUAAAGCCUCGGUCGUCGCACCCGCUUUCGACGGAGAUGAAACUUGCUCUACGCAAGUGUUUAACAUGUUCAUUAAGUCUCAUGGCAUAAGUACGCCGAAGGGUCCUCAAAAACAAGCACCGGCCCGACAGUUUGGCACUGUGUUAAAAGAACUGUCGCCGACGGACGAGCCUAGUCCUUCUCCAAGCUCUACCGAGUCCCCAGUCGAUUCCCGUUCACCGAUGUUGCGCAAACAGUUGUCCACCAUUUUGGAGACCUCAGAGCACGGAACCCAAAGUUCGGCGGCCACUAACGCUACUACUAAGUCGACCAUAACUUCAACUUCUUCUUCACCCGGGUCUCGCACUGCACUUACUCUGACCACCAAGAGUGAAGAGUGCACUCCUGGACCACUGAGGCAGCAGCACCUGCCUGGCCUUGACAAUUCCAUAGUCAGCGUGGAGCAAGAAAAAAAGGCUGGUGGCAAUUUUUCCCGUCGCGAGCUUUGGGAGCCCAAUGCUCCCAGCGUGCCGAUGAUGAAAUCUUUACGCUUCCAGGAGGAUAAGACGGAGACAAUUCCUAGAGCUCUGCCCUGUUUUCAGGAAGACAAAACAGAAACGUUGCCACGAUUACCUGUCGGCUUACCUGAGUGUGCACUAGCUGCCGCAGAACUGACUCCACUAAAGCUUCCAACGCUCGAUGAUGAUGAUGACCUUUGCGGCCUCUUUGCAAAGACGCCGCCAAAGAUGAAGACGUUUGGCUCUUCCAUUUUACAGGACGCCUCGAGGCGUGUUUGCGACCAAAACACUUCCGAUAUUUUUAUGAAUCCAAUAAAAGGCACUCAGGACUCGAUUGCUGCCUCAUUUGUUGAGGCCAUUGGUAAACCUUCCGCCCUACCGGAUAGCGGCCAGCUGGCGGAUUCUUUCAUGAACGAUUUGUCGUUUGUGCCCGAAACACAACCCGUGAAUGAACCCAACUUCGGGGCUCCGGCUAUGAAAAAGUUCGAGAUCUUCCUAGACGAGACACAGCCAGAGAUGAUAAAGGCAAAACCAUCUAUGGGCUGCAGUAUUACCUUGGACUCCACGGUGCCCGAAACGCAGCUGUCAGUUGUGCAAAAGGAUGCAGUUAAGAAGCCGCAAACUGUAGGACCCUCUCACAUGAUCGCUUCGUUCAUGAAUGAUUGCACUGAGCUAAGUAGCUGUCCGCCACAACUACCAAGUUCUUCAGGAGCAGUGAAGUUUAUAAACGAUUCUUCCAAUUCAAGCAGAUCGAAAAAUAGCGGAAAGCAGUCGGAUAACUUCUUCGAACUAAAUGCUGCCACGGAAAUGUUUGCCACCAACAUAAGUAUGAUUAAGAAUUCUACGCUGCUUCCUCCGCCUGUAAUUGAAAAUCCCCAUUUUGAAAAUGCUCAGGAACAAGCAGAAGAAAAUGCUGACGGAGACCUAAGCAUUUAUUAUAAAUCUACACCGAUAACACCUAAGCAAUCGCACCGUUCGUGGUCGCAUUCUGAUAAUGAUACACUUCCGCGAGAUCAGUUUGUACACCCCAAAUCAAACAUGGACAAGACAGAGCUGAACCAAACGGUCGCUGAUACUAAUGUUAACCCUUUCAACGUAGACCUUAUUAGUUCGCUGCUGGACGAAAUUGACUUCUCGCAGUACAUUGAAAAGUUACCGCACUGCCAAUUGGUGGGCCAUGUUAAGCGUCUGCGACCUAAUUCCCAAAUAGAGGUGAAUGGCGAAGAGUUUGAUGUGGUAAAGAUGCUUGAUAAGGGGUCGUAUGGCACUAUUUACACGGGACAACACGUGAAAACCGGAAAGAAGGUGGCUUUAAAGCAGGAACGGCCAGCCAACUACUGGGAGUUCUACAUUACCCUGGAGGUUCACAGUCGACUAACCAGCGACCAAAUGAUUCCCGCAUAUACACAUUUUGAUUAUGCAUUGGUGGGCAACAAUUGCAGUGUCUAUAUCUCUGACUUCUCGGAUUAUGGUUCGUUGAUCUCAGUGUGCAACAAAAUAAAGAGUGGAACAAGCAAGAAUCUGGACGAGUACGUUGUCAUGCAUCUAAGUUGCCAGAUGCUCGAUAUCGUGGAUCAUCUUCACGCCUUGGGGAUAAUCCAUGCCGACAUUAAGGCGGACAACUUUCUACUUAUGAGACCAUUGUGCGCGCAUCCCAAUGAAGUUAGCCUGCAGCUUAUUGACUUUGGCGUGUCUAUCGACACCAGACGCUUUCUGCCCAAUCAAACAUUCAAUUAUGUGCACCACCACGAGCUGUUCAAGUGCAUUGAGAUGCGCACCAAUCGGCCGUGGACGUACCAGCUAGAUUUAUUCGGCCUGGUGGGUGUCAUGCAUGUGCUGCUCUUUGGCACCUAUAUGGAAGUGGUGAAACGGAGUCCGAGUGGCGUUUGGAUGCCGAAAACGGCCUUUCCGCGCUAUGUCCAACGGCAGAUGUGGGAGACUAUCUUCAGGACGCUGCUUAAUAUUCGUGACUGUCGUACAAUGCCAAAUCUACAAGAAUUGCGUAUGCUGAUUAAAUCCGAGCUAGCUGAAAAGGAGAAAUAUGUUGCCGAGGCCAUUAACAAAUUUAAUAUGAUACUGCAAAAAUAAGAACAGAAAUUGUAUUGUAUUUAAUUAUUUAUAAAAUAUUAUAGGACGCUAUAAAAAGGCAUGGUUAAAUUAAGAAUUUAAACUGUUGUUUAUUAAUCCUGCGACUGCAUAAAAAGAUGUUUUUUCUGUUUAGCUCCUAACUGUUCACAACAUCAUCCCAUAUGAAAAAUGUAAAAAGUAUAAGCUAAAUGGAAAGUGCCCAAGAUACUCAAGUAGAGUAUUUUUGGUUUUUUAAAUAAAUACGAAACAACUUGA
This is a messenger RNA of Drosophila serrata, 4782 nucleotides long. RefSeq names its product Bub1-related kinase (gene BubR1). Gene Ontology annotation, biological process: protein phosphorylation; mitotic spindle assembly checkpoint signaling; meiotic sister chromatid cohesion, centromeric. The record is from RefSeq and is a predicted model, not a curated record. Gene Ontology annotation, molecular function: ATP binding; protein kinase activity. Lineage: Eukaryota; Metazoa; Arthropoda; Insecta; Diptera; Drosophilidae. Gene Ontology annotation, cellular component: nucleus.